AUGGCCGUCGAGAAUGCCGGCGACCAUGUGCCAAUAUGUAUUGCAUCAACAAAACCACGCAAUGAUGGAGGAACUCCACCCGAUGAAUCAAAUCAAGCUUCUUCAGAUCUCUUGUCAACAUCCAAAGAUGCACAGUCUACACCGACCUCAGAUGAGCAGUCAGGUGGCGACCAUGAUGAAUUGAACUGGUUCAAAAGCGCGGAAUGGUCCCCGGAUGGGACAACCUUGCUGACGGACUCCGCUGAUCAUUCUAUCCGGACCUGGAUCCUGCCACCCGAUCUGCUAGAGAAGGAGUCAGUUCACCAACUAUCAGCAUACUCUACUCUGCCAUCGGCGGAGCCGACUUAUGCUACGGCGAUCUAUCCGUUCUACAAUCUCCAGGAUCCUUCAACGACACUCUUCCUCUCUUCUGUUCGUGAUCAUCCAAUCCGACUUUCAUCGGCUCUCGCCCCAACUGCGAUGGCAAGCUACUCUUUGGUGAACCCAAUGACUGAAGCAUUUAUCACUCCGCAUUCAAUGGUUUACCCGUCAACUCUUGGCGGCACGCAUUUCCUUACUGGUUCAGACAGCUUGAUUUGCCUCUUUGAUGUGUCCAGACCAGGGAUGCAGGGCCCCGUGUCUUCGAUGCCAACUAUACCUAGCAAACGCAAGCAAAUAGUGGGUGGCGGAAUUGGUAUGAAGGGGAUAGUAUCAGCUCUGGCAGUGAGUCCCACCGGAGACGGCAUCCUCGCUGCAGGCACGUACACAAGACAUGUUGGCCUUUACAACUCGAAUGGCUCUGGCGAAUCCCUCGGUACGUUCAGCAUUGCCAAAACCGAAGCCAAUCGUGAAAUCGGUGGCCGUGGUAUUACACAGCUUUCUUGGAGUCCUUGUGGCAGGUAUCUUUACAUUGCCGAGCGAAAGAGCGACGGCGUGUUAGUCUACGACGUUCGCGUUACGGGCCAGAUGCUUGGUUACUUGCGCGGUCGCAAGGCACUUACAAAUCAGCGAAUGAAAAUUGAUGUUGUGGCUGCUGGUCCAGAUGGGUCUCAUGAGGUCUGGGCCGGAGGUACAGAUGGAUACAUGCGAGUUUGGAAAAACCCUGAGUUCUCCGCAGGUGGACAGGACCCAGAUGCGGAAUUCAAGGUGCAUGAUGAUGCUGUGGCGAGCGCAAUAUUCCACCCAAUGGCAAAUAUCGUUGCAACAACUUCUGGGCAACGACAUUAUGACUUGGAUGAUUCUUCCGAUGAAGAGACCGACAGCGUGUCACAGAAGGUCCAGAAGGUCGAUAACAGUCUCAAGAUAUGGUCAAUGCCAUUACCACAGUCGGAGUCUGAUGUCCAAUGA
This is a messenger RNA of Penicillium brevicompactum, 1326 nucleotides long. RefSeq lists its product as uncharacterized. The coding region runs from base 1 to 1326 and encodes 441 amino acids. NCBI's taxonomy places the organism in Eukaryota, Fungi, Ascomycota, Eurotiomycetes, Eurotiales, Aspergillaceae. Gene Ontology annotation, molecular function: protein binding. The transcript has 4 exons. The record is from RefSeq and is a predicted model, not a curated record.